CAACAAGAUCUCUCGGCCCCCAUCUCCUUCUCUCUGUGCGUCGUCUUCUUCAGCUCCAGCAAGCAAAAAAAAUGAACAGGUUAUUUAGAAGAAACCUUUCUGCUAAUCUCUAUGGAUUGAAAGCUCGAGGGAACAAUUUCUGCUCUGGUUCAGCUGCUAAAGUUUCUGGCUCAAAUGGGGACCGUAGCUAUGUGCAAGGGGAGAAGCUGCAAGGGGAGAAGCUAAGUUCCACAGACAACUUUCCUCAACAUGACAUUGCUAUAGUUGGAGGUGGCAUGGUAGGCUUGGCCUUAGCUUGCUCCUUAGCAAGCAUGCCAUUGACUAAGCAGUUGUCUAUUGCCAUUAUUGACAGUAAUCCAGCAUUAAAGGGUGGAGCUGGCUUUAAGAAAGAUGGCCCUCCAGAUCCAAGAGUGAGCACAGUGACACCUGCAACUAUAUCUUUCUUCAAAGACAUCGAUGCGUGGAAAUAUGUUGAACAACAACGACAUGCAUACUUUGAUAAGAUGCAGGUGUGGGACUAUACAGGCUUAGGAUACACAAAGUACCACGCAAAAGAUGUAAAUAAAGAAACUUUAGGCUGCGUGGUGGAGAAUAAAGUGCUUCAAAGUUCCUUACUAUCGCGCAUACAGUGUACAGAUGAUCAAACAACAAUAUACUCUUCCAAACUAACCUCGAUGAACUUACGCUCGAGCUCUUCACCAACGGUGGCAGCCAACACAUCUUCUGGGACAACAUCAAAUGAGCCAGGACAUUUGGCAAAAUUGGAUCUGAGUGACGGCAGCAGUUUAUAUGCAAAAUUGGUGGUUGGCGCAGAUGGUUCCAAGUCACGUGUUAGAGAGUUAGCUGGGUUUAAAACAGCGGGAUGGAAUUACUCACAGAAUGCCAUUAUCUGUACUGUGGAACACACUCAAGAAAACCAUUGCGCAUGGCAACGAUUUUUGCCUUCUGGACCAAUUGCACUUUUACCAAUUGGGGAUAACUAUAGUAAUAUAGUUUGGACUAUGAACCCGAAAGAGGCUACCGACCGUAAAUCAAUGGAUCAGGAUGAUUUUGUGAAGGAUGUAAACUCUGCUCUGGAUUACGGUUAUGGCCCUCCUCCAAAGUCAAGCAUAUUUGGAAGUCAAAACUUUUUCUCGUGGCUGAACAUGGAUGUCACAGUAUCAGUGGAUGAAGAAUUUGAAGUUCCUCCGAAAGUGGUCAGGUUGGCAUCUGAAAAAAUGGUCUUUCCAUUGUCUUUGAAUCACGCCAAGAACUAUGCUUCAAAGCGCGUGGUUUUAAUUGGCGAUGCAGCACACACUGUUCAUCCUUUGGCUGGCCAAGGAGUUAAUUUAGGCUUUGGAGAUGCCUUCUCUCUUUCUAAAGUCAUAGCUGAAGGAGUCGCACUUGGAACCGACAUUGGAGAGGUGACACUGAUGAAGAAAUAUGAAGCAGAGAGGAAACCGGCAAAUAUUGCUAUGAUGGCGAUUCUGGACGGCUUCCAGAAGGCUUACUCUGUGGAUUUUGGACCUCUCAACAUCUUGCGAGCUGCUGCAUUUCAUGGGGCAAAUUAUAUUUCUCCACUUAAAAAGAGUAUUAUUUCUUAUGCCUCGGGAGAUCGGAGGCUGCCUCUUUUUACUUAAGAAAGAGAAAAAAAGAAAGAGUGGCAAUUUUGUAGAUAUAUCAAGAUUUAAGCUUUUUUUUUUUUAAAUCGAAAUUUUUUUUUUUUUAACCCUUUAUGCUUUGGAAUAAAAGUGGUUCUUUGUAGAGAAAUUUCUUGGAGAAUUAUCAAUAUCACCUUACGUGACGACAUGUCGACCGAGAUUGCUAA
Messenger RNA from Momordica charantia (bitter melon), 1807 nucleotides. RefSeq names its product FAD/NAD(P)-binding oxidoreductase family protein. NCBI's taxonomy places the organism in Eukaryota, Viridiplantae, Streptophyta, Magnoliopsida, Cucurbitales, Cucurbitaceae. Gene Ontology annotation, molecular function: FAD binding; 4-hydroxy-3-all-trans-polyprenylbenzoate oxygenase activity. Gene Ontology annotation, biological process: carotene biosynthetic process; ubiquinone biosynthetic process; xanthophyll biosynthetic process. Gene Ontology annotation, cellular component: mitochondrion. The record is from RefSeq and is a predicted model, not a curated record.